GGUUUUUUAUUUUUAUUCCCUUUGCAAAUUUUCGCGAGUUCGGUGUAUUCGAUUUUGUUCUGCCUGGGUUCUGCCGUGCUGUGCAUUUUGUUUCGAUUCUAUUUUAAUUUUUCACCCAAAAAAGACUAAAAUUCCUUCCUGUGUUCGGUAAAAAUAUUAAUAUUAAUUUAUUUAUAUUGAUAUUGUGCCACAAAAUACACUUGUGCUUUGCAUAUUUACGCGGCAAUAACAGUGAUAACGGUAACACGGAAAAUAAUAUAGAAAAUACCCAUAAGAAAAAUAAUGAUCCAAAUCGAUGCGUGCAGCAAGGUUAUGUUUGAUUACAAUUAUAAUAAAAUUUGCAAUCAUAAUUAUCUGUAUGCGGUUUCGCACAAUUGAAUGUGGCUGACGAAAUAACACAUCAAUAACAAAAUCCAUAAAUAGCUUUUUUUGACAUAGACAAAAAAUUAAUAGAAAUCUAUUUUUUGAAUAAAAUGCUUGUGUCGCUGAUGCUGCUUAUGCGGCAAUCCAAUAUUAAUAUUUUCUAGCUAAUACAUACGUAAAAUUGAAAAAAAGUAGAAAAUAUAGUUAAAAAAAACUGUACUGUUUUCCCAGACAACCUAUAGAACAAAUAAAACAAAAUUUACUGUAUCGAAUUCCAAAUCAAAUUCGAUUAAAAAAAGCCAAAGAGCAAUAUAAUCAAGUAGAGCAAAAAAAGAAAUAGUUUUAACUUAACAUGACAUCGGAGGGGUCAACAAGUAGCAGUAGUUUUAGCGCUGGAGGCGGCAGUGACAGCCGUGUCGUUGGCGGAAAGAAAAAGAAGAAACGCUCCGGACUGCCCGAUUCGGUGUCCCAGUGCUAUUACAAACACGGGCUCUUCCUGUCUAGCUAUCCAACAUGUGCCUCAAGUAUAGCAAUCGUUGCCAUAUUAUUUUCCUGCUAUCCCCUUAUAAACAUCCCACUACCUGGAACCAUACCAACAAAAAUCGUCCUGCCAUUCGAGGGUAAAUAUAGUAAUCUCUUUGGUGAAGGCGAUAAAAAUUACUCACUUGUGAAUAACAUAUUCAAUGUUAACAACAUAUCAUAUGACCCACCUUUUCCCUGGGCGCAAAGUAGCCCCAUGCUUUAUGUGCAACAAAUAACCCUUCGAACUAGCGUGUUUCCAUGGACAGACGAUAUGCAAUUAAUGGAUGCUUUUCGAGCGCCGCUAUACGAAGUAUUUAAACUUCUUGAAGUUGUACGCAAUCAUGAGUCAGAAGAGAGCAAAAAAACCCUCGACCAUAUUUGCCUUCAUGUUGAGAAUGUGAAGCGGCGUGCACAAAGCGAACAAUUAUUUCCCGAAUAUAAUUGUCUGGUGUUGUCGCCGGCAAAUUUGUGGGGACAAAACAUACACAACUUUACUAAGGAUACUAAUAUAUUGAAUACUGUCUUUCAAUAUCAUAAUCUUCAAAAAUCCAAAGUGUCAACAGCUGAAAUGCUUUUUGGACUACCUAUGCAAGAUACCGGUUUCAAAAGAUAUCCUCUUCGCUCUAGAUCAAGAGUCAUACAAUAUGCCAUAACACUUAUUCUCAAAAAAAACGACAAAGAGUUCCUAAAAUCACUUAAGCAAAAACUCACUACCAUGUAUGCCAUGCACCAAAAUACCGCCAACACGGAAGACAAAUCAUUAAUCAUGUACAUCUUCUAUCCGGGAGAUUUUAAAAUAUUCGAAUUCGUACCACUGUGCACGGCGUUCGUUCUCCUUUUCACUUACAUAUACUUUUCCGUCCGAAAAAUCGAUAUGAUACGAUCAAGAUUAAUUCUGGCUUUGUGUUCUGUUGUAACUGUUCUUGGAAGUCUCAUGAUGUCAUUGGGAUUGUGUUUCUUUUUCGGACUAACCAUAAGCUUACAGUCAAAAGAUAUUUUUCCAUAUCUUGUCAUACUGAUUGGGUUGGAGAAUUGUCUAGUUAUUACAAAAAGUGUUGUCUCCACCGAUGAGACAUUCGAUGUGAAAAUAAGAGUGGCUCAAGCUCUAAGCAAAGAAGGCUGGCAUAUUUCAAAAACUCUACUCACGGAAAUCACCAUAUUAACUAUUGGCCUGGCUACUUUUGUUCCGGUUAUUCAGGAAUUUUGUAUAUUUGCAAUUGUUGGUCUUCUAUCAGAUUUUCUGCUGCAGAUGCUUUUGUUUUCAACAAUUCUUGCAAUGAACAUAAAACGUAUUGAGUAUACAAUGGAAGCCAAGCAUUUGCCGAAGAUGAUGCUAAGCUAUUCAGUUGAUAGCAAACGUAAUGAAUUUCGAUUUUUCUCAAAUACAUCUAGUCAACCUGGCAAUGUGUUCCAUCGUUCCUUAUCGCAUCCGAAGCUGUCGUUUAAUGAAAGUGAUUUGCCAAAGCGUCCUACAAUCGUCUCGAAUGAACAAAAAAUACCAAAACGUCUGAAAUUGGUUAAUUUUUGGGCUAGAACCCGCUUCUUUCAACGUGCCUUUAUGGUUUGGAUGAGUGUUUGGAUAGGAUCGAUUGUAUACAAUUCUGGAUUCUUGGAGAAUUUCUUCGUUAUGGAUACCAAUAGGACAAGUUUUAAUCAUGAAGAUUUUAGUCGAGCAAUGGACGCUGUAAAGAGUUCGAGUUUCUUCUCGAAUCUUCCUCUACCAAGAAGCAGUAGUCAUGUCAAUGAAGAAAAGAACACUGAAACGUACUUUGACGGUAUAAUAAAUGUUACAGAACAAAUGAGAAAGUUGCAGUACCCAGACUUUGAGUUAAACUACUUCUUGUCGAAUUUUCAUUGGUCCACCAUAAUGAAACAGUACAAUGUUUCAUUGAGUGGACGCUAUGUUACCAUAUUGCCAACAAUAAAACUCUCACAUGCCAUUAAGCCCGAUGCAGCUAAACUCGUUCGAAAUCCACAAGAGAAAGUUAUCCAGAAUUUUCAAUGGAAAGCAUUGGCAGCAGCUCUGGAUCCAUUGGAUUUUAGCGAUGACGAAAACAGGGAAUCUCCAUUGAUAACACCUGGUGGAACACCAUUUUUUCCAAAAAGUCCAAUGGAAAUUUUUUUUGCCAUAUUGCUAUGUGCAGUAAGUGUUUUUGUUCUUUGCUAUACAAUGGUUGUGUUUUAUCGUUGUAUUUGCACUCGGAACUAUGCCGAAUGGCGUUCGAGUUGGAACGAAUCAGAAGUUUCUCAUAAGACAGAACAAAUUCUAGAAGCCGUACCGACCCAGAUUGCUGGUCACACACAUAAGAUUGAGUGCCUUGCUUCAGAUGGAGUAAAUAUUGUAAGUUGCUGUUUGAAAGGACAAAUCAAAGUUUGGGAUGCAAAGAGUGGCGAAAACAUGACAACCAUCAGUCGAGCUGAUAUGCAAAUUGCAAAGACUUUAGAUGACGGACAAGUGGUUAAGAAGCGAUUCAAUGCUUCCCCAGUUUGGUGUUUAGAUUAUUUAGACAAUUUGAUUGCUGUUGGAUGUGCUAAUGGACGAAUUGAACUUUGGGAAUCCCCAGCCGGUUGGUUAAAGUGCGCUUAUCAAGAAGAAUCUAAACGAAGUCAAGGCAUAACUCACAUUCAUCUAAGUGGCGACCGCGUAGUUGUGGCUAGGCUAUGCGGUCGUAUUGAUUUUUAUCGUCUCGAAACUUAUUAUAAGGGUAAACAAAUAGACUGGGGCUUUACGUCUGCCUAUCGAAGAACUCAUGUUCGCACUAGUUCAACAGGAAGUAUUGGAUUAAUGCAACGUGAACAUGAAUUACAAAAGACCACACGUGAAGAAAUGAAGUGCACUUUGGAUGGGGUACGUCUGGCACACCAACAACCCAUAACUUGUAUGGAGGUCAUAAAUGGUUUGGUCUUUACUGGAAGUCAAGAUCAUACCUUGAAAGUUUUUAGUUUAGAAAACUCCGAUGUGGAGUACACACUACAUGGUCAUUGUGGACCAAUAACGUGCCUUUUUGUAGACCGCUGGCAGCCAGGAACUGGUGGAUCUGGUUCCCAAGAUGGUCUACUAUGUGUAUGGGAUCUCUUUACGGGCACUUGUAUGUAUAACAUUCAAGCGCACGAUGGCUCAAUAAGCUGUUUGGCGUGUGCACCCAGCUAUGUAAUAUCGCUGGGCACAGACGAAAGGAUUCGUGUUUGGGAACGAUUCCAAGGGAAUCUUCUCAAUACAAUUAAUAUAUCGAAUGCUUAUUCUAAUUUAUUAAUGUUGACGCCAUCUCUCUUGGUUACUAGCAAAUUAGGUUCCCUCAUUGUUUGGGAUGUACGAACUGGUGAGCCAGCGAGAGAAGUCAAACUAGACUGUUCAAAUUCUCAAUUAUGUCCAAAAAUAAUGAUGUUAGCUUGUAAUUCUGUAAUAUGUGAUUAUGGUAAUGAAAUAAGGGUAGUUAGGUUCCCAAUAGUUGCUGAUAAAUGCAACUAAAAAAAAUUCUUUUUAAAUAAUUUUUAAGUUCUAAGAAAAAAAAAAGAAAAUGGUUUUAAUAAUUUUUUUUUAAUAAAAUUAAAACAUUAUUUAUAAUUUUUA
Molecule: messenger RNA, 4456 nt
Organism: Episyrphus balteatus (marmalade hoverfly)
Lineage: Eukaryota; Metazoa; Arthropoda; Insecta; Diptera; Syrphidae
Gene: SCAP
Product: sterol regulatory element-binding protein cleavage-activating protein
Exons: 8
Coding region: 716-4354 (1212 amino acids)
Biological process (GO): SREBP signaling pathway
Cellular component (GO): endoplasmic reticulum membrane; Golgi membrane
Molecular function (GO): sterol binding; protein binding
Source: RefSeq, a predicted model, not a curated record